Molecule: messenger RNA, 2135 nt
Organism: Ictalurus furcatus (blue catfish)
Lineage: Eukaryota; Metazoa; Chordata; Actinopteri; Siluriformes; Ictaluridae
Gene: arglu1a
Product: arginine and glutamate rich 1a
Exons: 4
Coding region: 243-1046 (267 amino acids)
Cellular component (GO): mitochondrion; nucleoplasm
Molecular function (GO): cadherin binding
Source: RefSeq, a predicted model, not a curated record
GUGUUCUGGGAAACUAGCACACACCGCACGGUCGCCAUAUUUGCUUGAAUUUUCCAACUUCCACUGGAGGAAAAAUAACAACUAUUGCGCUAUUUUAUUAGUGAAUAUCCCGUUUGUUUUUGCGCUGUUUGUGAAAAAUAACCGUUGCGGAAAGGAGUGGUUGUAGCUUUUUUUUUUUUUGGCUUUGCAUCUGCAGUUUAUCGGCGUUUUAGUUGGCAGCGUUAGUUCAGCCAAACGCAGAAAUGGGGCGCUCGAGGAGCCGCAGCUCGUCCCGGCCAAAGCACACGAAAAGCGGCAGCAAGCAUAGCAAAAAGCGCGGUAGCCGCUCCAAGUCCCGUUCCAGAGACCGCGAAAGGAGCAAGAAACGCUCCCGGUCCCGGGAGGCCAAGCGGAACCGACGGCGAGAGUCGCGCUCUAGGUCCCGGUCGAACAGGGAGCGGGCCAGGCCAACGUCGCCGGUGGAUAGAGUGGAUAUGUUCGGCCGCACGCUGAGCAAACGCACCGCCGCCGAGGAGAAGCAGAGGAAGGAGGAGGAGGAAAAGAAAGCUGAGAUGGAGAGACAGAGGAAGAUCCGACAGCAGGAGAUUGAGGAGCGUCUGAUUGAGGAGGAAACGGCACGGAGAGUCGAGGAGCUGGUGGCGCGGCGCGUGGAAGAGGAACUGGAGAAACGGCGCGACGAGAUUGAGCGUGAGGUGCUGCGGCGUGUAGAGGAGGCCAAACGCAUCAUGGAGGCACAGCUUCUUCAGGAGCUCGAGAGACAGAGGCAGGCCGAGUUGAGCGCGCAGAAAGCCCGCGAGGAGGAAGAAAAAUCCAAACGGGAGGAACUGGAAAAAAUUUUGGAAGAGAACAACAAAAAGAUCGCUGAAGCUCAGGCUAAACUGGCUGAGGAUCAGCUGCGCAUAGUGGAGGAGCAGCGAAAGAUCCAUGAGGAGCGAAUGAAGCUGGAGCAGGAGAGGCAGAGACAGCAGAAGGAAGAGCAGAAGAUCAUCCUGGGGAAGGGCAAGUCCCGACCUCGCCUCUCCUUCACGCUGAAAGCCACAGACUGAUCGCACGCUCCAACCCACCCUUCUGUUCCUCAUGUUUCUCUCUCUCUCUCUUUCUUUCUUUCUUUCUUUCUUUCUUUCUUUCUCUCUCUCUCUCUUUCUGGAAGAUAACUUCAUGUUGAAGCGAAUCUCUAGACAUUUUCAAAGAGAGGUUACUCCUGCCCUCUGUGUCUCUCCUCUGGGUUUGAACAAACUUCACAAGCCCCCAGUUGGGGGAAACGUUUCCCAAAUGCCCCCUGACUUAAGGCUGGACUUCGCUGCCACCUCCACAGACUCUCAGUUUUAGCAGCUUUUAUGUUUUGCCAGUGCUGUGUAUAGGAUGCUUCCUUUUUUCCCCCCAAGUAAGGGGAAAUCCAUUUUGUUUUUACUGGAUCGCAAAAGCAAUGAACUGUGCGAGGUGUGUGUGUGUGAGUGUGUGAGAGAAAGGUGUGAGUGUGUGUAUGAAUGAAUGAGUGAGUGAGUGAGAGUGUAUGUGGGGGGGGGGGGGAGUAGGGGGUCCCAUUACUUUGAAGAUUCAAGCACAGGUUCUUGUCCACAGCUUGAAGCCCUCCAUUUGUGUAAUGGGGUAAAAAUGUGUUGGGAUGAAAAUGGUGUGAGGGUAAUUUGAAAUGUAACACGGCGAGUGUAUAUGUAGUAUGCGGUUAAAAAAAAAUAUUUUUUCUCUCUCCCUGUGAGCACCAUAAAAACAUGGCGAGAUUCUGAGUGACUCAUCCUCCAUUGUGCCCUGCAAGUCAUGUUAAUUGCAGUAUGUCCUGUAUGAUUUGACCUUUUGAUUAGUGCAUUUGCUAAUGCGAGAAUCUGACAAAACAGUGGAGGAGAUGUGUGCUGACUGUGCUGAUUCAGAUUCGUUUAGACAGUUCAUGUGUGGGUUAUGCAAAUGACUACUGUUCUGUUCCUACAAGGAAAUCAGGAGCUGCAGGUAAGAUUGGUUAGGGUGUAUGUGUGUGUGCGUUUGUGUGCAUGUGUGUGUGCGUGUUUUGUCUGUAUGUUAGAAGCUAGCUUUAUCAUAUUGUGGAAAAUUUCCCCGUCUUGUAAAUUGGAGCCAAGUCGUUCAUUAAUAAAUCCUGCAAAUAGGCUGCCGUGUCAGAUUGA